ACAUUACUUUCACACAAACUACAUUCACGAUGAGCAACAUAACGAUUCCCGAGGAGGAGCUGAACAAGUACAACUCUCAAUGGGUCUCCUUCCACAUUCGGGACCAUCUUAAGGAUGGAGAAAUCACAGUGCAGAACACUGUCAUCGAAGGUGGCGAAUUCCAUAGCCCGACAGACCGUCGUAAGUCGCUCCACGAAGAUGAGAUCGACUACAUGACCAUCGAGUCCGAGGGCGUUGGCGAGAUCUGUGCUCGUGGCCGUCGAGGCAGCGAGGGUCGCCUGGACCUCUUCCAUGGCGAUACCAAGAUUUGCGAGCUCCACUGGGAGAAUCGUGGAGGAGAGUUCCACAACCUGGUCGAGGUCUUGGAUGAUAAUUCCAAGUAUAGAGUCGAACAUGGGGGAUGGAGUCCACAGGCAGGUCCGCUGGGACAUGUCUUCGUGGACAUUUCGGAGGCGAAGAAGAAAUAAUUCUUCGCUUGGUGAUGCAUGAAGGAAAUGGAGGUUAUCCCUUCUCCUUCCGGUCGAUACACUGCGUGUCUAGACCUUGUUCUCAUUUAUUAUGUCCCAGUUUUAUUAUUUUGAAUAGCCCGAAACUACUUGGCUUCUGCACCAAGACGAAUGAUUAUGAAUUUUUUAAUGAUGAUCCUGGAAAGUCCCCUGAAACCUGUAUCUAAAUUCCAC
Penicillium brasilianum is the source of this 680-nucleotide messenger RNA. Lineage: Eukaryota; Fungi; Ascomycota; Eurotiomycetes; Eurotiales; Aspergillaceae. The record is from the annotation of a GenBank genome assembly.